GGAAAUCUCGCGAGAUUGAAGCGCUCUGAGAGCGCCGGUCGGAGGCGGUCAGCGAAGGUUUUCCUCCGGCCAGUGAUGGGGCUGAUCCACUGUGACCCCCUCUGUCGCCGCCGCACUGCUCUGUUCGGUUGUGCGUCUGCUCGCUGAAGAAGCUGAACGGGCGAGAGGCGUCUCUUCCCUUGGGUGCACAGGUCCCGUUGGCAGAGGCUUUGAGUCCUAAUCGCCACGGCUGACAGCUGCGAGGGAUUGAGACCGGAGUAAGUGGAAUCAGUCCAGGGACGAGAGCGGGUGUAGGGAGUCUGAAGCUUCCCUCCCCUGGCGGUGCUUUUGCUCCACCUUUUGAACUGCCGGCGGGCCGAUCCUGGGCGCGGUACUUCCUCUCGCUGUUCUCCGCUCUGAGCACCUUUCCCCGGAACCGAGGGUUUGCUGAGGACUGGGAAUGAUACAAACAGAAAGAUUUCUAAGAAAGAAGCAAAGAGUUGCAUGACUUAAAUUCGUGAAUAACUGAUCCAGUUACAUAUGCUUUCAUAUUACCUGAUUGACAAGUUGGAAUGUUCUUGGAAGAAAACACAAAAUAGAAUAGUAUUUUAACCAGUGUAUUCCCUUAGAAAUGAGUUGCACAAUUGAGAAGGCACUUGCUGAUGCUAAAGCUCUUGUGGAAAGAUUACGAGAUCACGACGAUGCAGCGGAAUCUCUGAUUGAGCAAACCACAGCUCUCAACAAGCGAGUAGAAGCUAUGAAGCAGUAUCAAGAAGAAAUUCAGGAACUUAAUGAAGUUGCAAGACAUCGGCCACGGUCCACAUUAGUUAUGGGAAUACAGCAAGAAAACAGACAAAUCAGAGAAUUGCAACAAGAAAACAAAGAACUGCGUACGUCCCUGGAAGAACAUCAGUCUGCCUUGGAACUUAUAAUGAGCAAGUAUCGAGAGCAAAUGUUUAGAUUGCUAAUGGCUAGCAAAAAAGAUGAUCCAGGUAUAAUAAUGAAGUUGAAAGAGCAGCACUCUAAGAUUGACAUGGUGCAUCGUAACCACUCCGAAGGAUUCUUCCUUGAUGCAUCUCGACACAUCCUUGAAGCACCUCAACAUGGACUGGAGAGGAGGCACUUGGAAGCAAAUCAGAAUGAAUUACAAGCACAUGUUGACCAGAUAACUGAAAUGGCAGCAGUAAUGAGGAAAGCCAUUGAAAUUGAUGAGCAGCAGGGUUGCAAGGAACAGGAACGAAUAUUUCAACUUGAACAAGAAAAUAAAGGCUUGAGAGAGAUCCUUCAAAUAACUCGAGAAUCAUUCUUGAACCUUAGGAAAGACGAUGGCUCGGAAAGUACGUCUUUGUCAGCGUUAGUGACCAGUAGUGACCUGAGUCUGAGGAAGAGCUGAAGAGCUUUUCAGUCUGUGAACUUGUUACAAGGCUCCAACCGUCACUGGGACUGGCCUAUUAAGUGAAUAAAUUAAAAGAGAAAUCCAUCUCAAGCUACCCUUGUUUUAUUUUUUUUCUAUCAUGUGUAUAGUGCACUGGCAAUGACAUUUUUAAAAGAUAGCAGCAAAAAAAUGCAUAGUUAACGGUCCUAGAAUGUUAUUCCAAAAUAUAAAUUGAAAAAUAGAAAGGAAGCCUCUGUUAAUUGGUGAACAAGUUAAAGAGUUUCACAGUGACUGCUGAACAUUGUCAAGAACUUUCAGCAGUGCUCUUGGCUUUCUGGAUGAUACUUGGAUAAGCAUGAAUAGUCCCAACACAUGUCUGGUAAUUCAUUAAAUUAUCCCAAUUUAAAAAUAUAGAUUUUUGCCACAGUAUGGUGAAUGGAAGAGCAUCAUACUUAAUUACAUCCUCCCUGUUUGGUGAAGGUUAACACAUAGCUUAUGUACCAUGAGACUUCAGCUUCAGUGAUUACCUGUUUACCUUCUCAUUAAUUUAAAUUUUUGUCAAAAAAAAAUGCAGUUUGAAAGUCUGUUAGGGAUGUUUCAUACGCAUCAUAAACAAAAGAGGUAAUUUAAUCUCAGCUAAUUUAUCAUAAUUAAUACUGAGCUAACAAUUGUCCAUGACUUGCAUAAGUGUACGAAAUAUUUCAGGAAUGAAAGAGAAGAAAUACUACUUUCUAAGAAAGUAGAUCUUAUAAGAGACAUAUUUAGUAGGUUAAACUACUUCUUUGAAGGAAUAAGUUUUGGUUCUAAAUCAGUAAUGAAAACAAGAGGGAAAAUCUCAUGCAGCUCAUUUAGCUAACAGUUGAAAUGUUUGAUAUGGUGGGCUAGGGUGAUUUCAAAGUAAGUUGGGAAUUCCUCUGCCUCAGAACCUUUUUUUUUUUUUAACAGUAAUCACUCUUAAGAGAUACAGAUGCAGUAAAUUAAAAUUAAAAAAAAUUUUUUUUCUAGAUCUAUUCUUAAGCUCCACUUGGUCCUCAGAGCCUAUGAGAUGUUUCUUGUCACCUUUCAGUCAAAGGACUGGGGGGUGGCAUAGGGGAAAUCUGUGGAUUUAUAAGUAUUUGUUUUACUUUUUACAAAAUAUAUAUCCAGUGUAUAAAUUUUUAAAAGCUGCUAGAAAUAGGAAUGUGCUUUAACAUCAACUGAAAUCUAAAUUUUUUGUAUUUUGUGGUGAUUAUAAAAGGAUGUGUCAAAUAUGAUUAAUAUACUGUACUCACUUAUACUAAAUAUAUAUUAAAAUCAGCAUGAUAGAACAUUCUACUUUUGAGUAUAUAAUUUGUUAAGGUAAUAUUCAUGUAGUAACUUUUAUGUACAAUUUCAUAUAUUGGUGAAAUUCAAAACUGCUUUUCACUUCGCAAUUUUUUAUCUUAAGUUUGGAGUAAGUGGGGUUGAUGGGACAGAUUGAACAGAAAAGGGCAAAUGGCCCAAACAUUAAAUUGAUUUCUUUUCUCAUUCAGAGGCCUUAAUUGAUAUUUUAUAAACAAGUGACAGUUUUCAUUUUUAAACUUUUCUAUUGAUUUUGGGGAAAGUAUCCUUUAAUUUGAUGGCAGAUCAUUCAUAGAGUUUUUAUCCCCAGUAAGAAUUAGAAUAAGCUACAUAAUUGAGAUUAAGUCUGAGGCAAUUCAUUGGGGCAGCUCUAUUAUAAACACUGAGAAAUAAUUAUUUUUGUAAAACAAACAAGUUGAGUUAAUUUAUUCUUGCUCUUCUUCAAUAUUUAAGAACUUGAUGUUUAAAGACAUUUACUUUGUUAUAUAGCAACAGUGUUCUAUCCUUUUUUUUUUUCAAGCAGAACCUUAAAUUUAUGUCUGAGAAUAUGUAUUGCUGGGAACCUAUUUUGUCAAUAAAGACGAAUGAUUAAAAUUGG
Messenger RNA from Vicugna pacos (alpaca), 3272 nucleotides. It is a transcript of the gene FGFR1OP2, whose product is annotated as FGFR1 oncogene partner 2. Gene Ontology annotation, biological process: response to wounding. The record is from RefSeq and is a predicted model, not a curated record. NCBI's taxonomy places the organism in Eukaryota, Metazoa, Chordata, Mammalia, Artiodactyla, Camelidae.